AUGGCUGACUUGGUGAAGCGGAAGGACAGAGUCGGCGGUGCGCGCCACAAGACCACUACUGUGGAUGGUCCACAGCCACAGCUGCUGCUGCACCACCACCAAUCCGUGAGCACAGACUGGGAGCUGGAGGUGGUCCCUGCUGGCCACACGAGCACCGCAUCCUCAACAACAACAGCAACGAGCCACCGCGCCCAUGCACGCAACGCUAACGCCGACGACGCUGGUGCCCUUCCCCCACAGCUGCACCACCCGCUCGGCCCAACCGACACAGAACAACAACGUGGUCACCCCCAGCAAUCCCGACACGAGGUGGCAUGGACAGAGUUCCACGAACCAACACAGCAAGAACAACCGGAGGGCCAUGACGGCGCCCCACCUCCGCGUGCUGGAGACGCACAGCCAACCAACACCAACACCACCACCAAAAGAACAGCAGCGUCAGCUGUGCCUGCAUCCACAGCCCUGCCGAAUGUGGACUCAAAGAGCUUCAUUGCCACGGCGUCGCCGGACGACCUGCGAUCGGCGCUCAUGGCCAAGGUUCGCGAAGCCCAGGAGCUGCGCGCGCAUCUGCACGAGCGCGUGCGCGUGUACGAGGCCCAACUGGACGCGCGGGACGCGCGCAUCCUCAACCUGGAGCAGCGGCUGGGCACCCUGCAAUCCCAGGUGCAGCCGCUCCGUGCAGACUCGCGGACUGCGCUGCGUCUCCGCGAGCAACUCGCCGAGCAGGCCGCCACCAUUCAGCAGCUGCGCGCCCAGCUCGCUGCUGCCACCCCCGAUGCUGGCGCGCCUGACCUGAACGCGCAAGAUGCAGCGCCGUCCCGCGAGCACGCCGAGCUCCAGCGUCACCAAGGCAAACGCAUCGCGCACUUGGAAAUGGAGCUCGACCGGCAGCACCAGCGCGCACGGGACGAUGCAGCGACCAUUGCCCGCCUCACGGCCAUGCUGGACGACGUGCGGUUCCAGCCAUCAUCUUCCACGCCAACGCCCUACUUUCCAGCAGAAGGUCAAGAAACGCACACCGUGGCUGCAUUCCAGGCCCAAGUCGACUUUGACGAUGACGAUAACGACAACGAUGACAGCGACAACGACAGCAGUGAUGAUGGCGAUGAAGCCGAGCAGGAACAACUACUGCAACGUGGCGAUGAGCGUGCGCUUGAGCCCAAGCACUCAGGUCACCAUCACCAGCAUCAUCACCAUCAUCACCAUCAUGAUCAAAAGCAUCACCACAACAGAGAAACGGCCGCAGAGCUCCUGCAGACGCUGGCGCAGGCCGGGGGCGAUGCGCUCAGGCACGCCAUUGUGGGCGACCCCGCAUCCGCAGAAGCGCCAGGUCGCCACGACAGCGAGCGUGAGCGUGAGCUUGAGGACGAGAUCAUCCGCCUCCACAGCGAGCUGGCAAAGUCCCAGGCGCAGCUGCGCAGCUGGCGGCACACAGACUUCGCCAGUGGCCACGGAGGCAACCUGCACCUGCGACCGGGAAGCAAGAGUGGCCACAGCCGCAGCGGCAGCAUCACGCCCACCGCGCUCACAAGCUCAAUUGUGGACAGCAGGGUGCAGAUGGUUGACCCGGACUUUGGCACCAUGGCGCAGAUGCGUGUCCGCAUCAUCGAGCUCAGCAAGGAGAAGGACCGCCUGCACGCCAUGAUGCGCGCGCGCCCGUGCUAUCUCCGCAUUGUCGACCCCGCUGCUGAUGACGUCGAGGAGGACGACGGUGCAUCCAGCGUUGUGUCCGGCUCAUCUGUCGUCUCCAGCACCGCCACUUCCUCCACCUACCAGCAACACGAGCACCAGCAAAACCACCACCAGCAGGGCUACGACGACUACAAUGACCCUUCCCUCACCUCUGGUCGGGGCCGCAACGACAGCUUCACGAGCGCAAGCAGUGCCGGUUACUCGUGGGCAUCGGCGCCCUCCAACCACCAGCAACGUGCUCCCCCAUACGAGGCGCCCUCCGUCGUGCUGAGCGCGGGCGCGCGUCGAAACUACCUCACGCCCACGCGGCGGCAGCGCCCCCAGGCACACGUGCCAACGCAUGCCAGCGCACAGCACGCGCAGCAGCACGUCUCGCGUGCGCCCGCAGCAAGCAACCGGCGGGUGUCUGGCGGGGCUGCGUAUGGCACCAGCACGCUCUCCAGCUCAACGCCGCGGCGCGUGAGCCAGGGCGAUGGUGACCAGCUCUCGUGGACUGCGCUUGGCUUUGACAACGUGACAGCGGCCUCCUCCAUCGCCGCGUCCCCUUCCCGCCGCCACUCGCACUACCAACAGCAACAGCAGCAACAGCCAACAGCGCAUCAGCAGUACAACGGCACGACGGCUGCUGCUGGUGGUGGCUAUCGGCGUGCCUCGUUUUACUGCCCAGAUGACCCCACACGGGCACUUGACUUUGACAUGUGA
This is a messenger RNA of Salpingoeca rosetta, 2394 nucleotides long. RefSeq lists its product as uncharacterized. The record is from RefSeq and is a predicted model, not a curated record. Lineage: Eukaryota; Choanoflagellata; Craspedida; Salpingoecidae. The coding region runs from base 1 to 2394 and encodes 797 amino acids. The transcript has a single exon.